CUAUCUUUUUUCCCAUUGUGUAUUCUUGCCUCCUCUGUCUCAGAUUAGGUGACCAGGUAUGUGUGGGUGAUAUACUGAUAUCUUAAAUUAUGGCAUAUUUAUUAAUCCAUUUACAGAAAGGAAGCAUAGAAACCCAAAAUCAAUGGAUGAGAAAAAUUUUACCACAGUGAAGGAGUUCAUACUUUUAGGAUUUACGACAGACCCGUGGUUACAGAGACUUCUCUUUUACAUCUUCCUGAUCAUUUAUAUCAUCAGUCUUUUAGGGAACAUCACCCUGAUUUCUCUGAUCUGUUCUGAUUAUCGGCUCCAUAUACCCAUGUAUUUCUUCAUUGGAAGUCUGUCAUUCCUGGAUCUCUGGUAUGCUUCUGUCUAUGCCCCCCAAAUCCUGAUGACCUGCAUCUCUGAUGACAAACGCAUCUCCUUUGCUGGCUGCCUAGCUCAAUUCUUCUUUGCUGCUGGAAUGGACUACACUGAAUGUUAUCUGUUGGCUGCCAUGGCUUAUGACCGCUAUGUGGCCAUCUCCAACCCCUUGCUUUAUUCCCAGGCCAUGUCUCCAAGUUUAUGUGCCAGUCUUGUUGCAGCAUCAUAUUUUGGUGGCUUUGUGAACUCAACCAUCGUCACAAGUGAAACAUUUACCUUGAACUUCUGUGGGGACAAUGUCAUUGAUGAUUUCUUUUGUGAUCUGCCUCCCCUUGUCAAAUUGGCCUGUGAUGUGAAGGAAAGCUAUCAGGCUGUGCUCUAUUUCUUGCUUGUCUCUAAUGUCAUCACUCCCACUGUGUUUACCCUUGCCUCCUAUCUCUUCAUCAUUGCUGCCAUCUUGAAGAUCCGCUCCACCCAAGGCCGCGUGAAGGCCUUCUCCACCUGCGGCUCUCACCUGACAGCUGUCACCUUGUACUAUGGGUCAAUUCUCUUCAUUUACUCCCGGCCAAGAACGAGCUAUGCCCUGGAGAGGGAUAAAGUGGUGUCUGUGUUCUAUACAGUGGUGAUUCCCUUGUUGAAUCCCUUGAUCUAUAGCUUAAGAAAUAAAGAUGUUAAAGAUGCCUUGAGGGAAAUGAUAGAGAAAGCAGUUUCUUAAACAAAGAGUGUUUUUUUUUAAAUUUUUUUAUUUUUUACAGAUUAAUCUCUACAUCAUUAAUGACAUCUUGCAGUCUCAGAAAUAAAUAAAAAAGAAAACAAAGAAAUUAGUAAAUAAUGUGGAAAUACCAGCCUGUAUUUUUUUUUUUCAGUUGACAAUAAUGUAUGUGAAUAUGCUUUUGAAAUAAACGGGCUGGAUUCUGAGAAUUUUGUGAGAGAUUAGAUUUCUAAAAUGGUAUUCAUGGUUGCCUGCAUAUAUACUAUUUUAAUCUAUGAAAUCUUAAUCUAUGAAGUGAAGUGAAGUGAAGUGAAA
Molecule: messenger RNA, 1387 nt
Organism: Odocoileus virginianus texanus
Lineage: Eukaryota; Metazoa; Chordata; Mammalia; Artiodactyla; Cervidae
Product: olfactory receptor 9G19-like
Biological process (GO): G protein-coupled receptor signaling pathway; sensory perception of smell
Cellular component (GO): membrane
Molecular function (GO): odorant binding; olfactory receptor activity; G protein-coupled receptor activity
Source: RefSeq, a predicted model, not a curated record